Messenger RNA from Purpureocillium lilacinum, 3054 nucleotides. RefSeq lists its product as uncharacterized. Gene Ontology annotation, cellular component: plasma membrane. Lineage: Eukaryota; Fungi; Ascomycota; Sordariomycetes; Hypocreales; Ophiocordycipitaceae. Gene Ontology annotation, molecular function: calcium-activated cation channel activity. The record is from RefSeq and is a predicted model, not a curated record.
AUGGACCUGUCCAGGGCCGUCCUCGGCCUCGUCGCCAGAGACGACAAGGACGCCGGCCAGGAGCUGCUGGAUCUGCUCAAGGAUCCCUUCCAAGGAUCGCUCGCCGCCGCGUCCCUGUUCUCUGCCUUGGGCAUCUCCAUCGGCUUCACCGUCUUCAUCGCCAUUUGCUUCUCCUUCCUCCGACCCUACAACCAGGCCAUCUACGCCCCCAAGCUCAAGCACGCCGACGAGAAGCAUGCGCCGCCCCCCAUCGGCAGGCAGCCCUGGGCCUGGGUCACGCCUCUGCUUCACACCCAGGAGAAGAUUCUCAUGAGCCAGAUCGGCAUGGACGCCAUCAUCUUCCUGCGCUUCAUCCGCAUGCUGCGCAACAUGUUCCUCGUCCUCAUGGCCCUCGGCGUCGGCAUCCUCCUGCCCGUCUACGCCACCCAGUCCGUCAAGGAGUAUCAAGGCCAGGCCACCAAGUGGAUCAUGCAAAUCACCCCCCGCGACGUCUAUGGCGCGCCUCAGUGGGCUGGCGUAGUCGUCGCCUACUGCACAAACUUUGUCGUCAUCUUCUUCCUCUGGUGGAACUACCGCAAGGUCCUGGCCCUGCGCAGGGUCUACUUUGAGAGCGACGAGUACCAAAACAGCCUCCACGCGCGUACGCUCAUGCUGUACGACCUCCCGAAGCAGGGUCGUUCCGACGAGGGCAUCGCCCGCCUCAUCGACCAGGUCGUCCCCAACUCGUCGUUUGCCCGCACCGUCGUCGCCCGCAACGUCAAGGACCUGCCCGACCUCAUCGAGGAGCAUGGCAAGGCCGUCCGCAAGCUCGAAAAGGUGCUCGCCAAGUACCUCAAGAACCCGGCUCAGCUCCCCGCCGCCCGCCCUUCGUGCAAGCCCUCCAAGAAGGACCGCGCCUUCGCCUCGUACCCCAAGGGCCAGAAGCUCGACGCCAUCGACUACUACACCCAGCGCAUCCGCGAGCUCGAGCUCGAGAUCAAGGAGGUCCGCGCCAGCGUCGACAAGCGAGGCACCAUGCCCUACGGCUUCGCCAGCUACUCGGACAUUGCCGAGACGCACAACAUUGCCUACGCCUGCCGCAAGAAGAAGCCCCACGGUGCCACCGUCACCCUCGCCCCGCGCCCCGUCGACGUCAUCUGGAAGAACAUGCCGCUCUCGAGCGCCACGCGCAGCCGCCGGCGCUGGAUCAACACCUUUUGGAUCACCAUCCUGACUGUCCUCUGGAUCGCCCCCAACGCCAUGAUCGCCAUCUUCCUCGUCAACUUGUCCAACCUCGGCAAGGUCUGGCCCGCGUUCCAGCGUUCCCUGUCGGCCAACACCACCCUCUGGGGUGUCAUCCAGGGUAUCGCCUCGCCCGCCCUCAUGUCUCUGGUGUACCUGGUGCUGCCCAUCAUCUUCCGCCGCCUCUCCAUCAAGGCCGGCGACCAGACCAAGACCGGCCGCGAGAGGCACGUGCUGGCAAAGAUGUACGCCUUCUUCGUCUUCAACAAUCUCAUCGUCUUCUCCUUCUUCAGCACCAUCUGGACCUUUGUCGCCAACAUUGUCAAGGACACGGGCCACGGCACCAACGCCUGGGACGCCAUCAACAAGAGCAAGCUCGCCGACGCCAUCUUCCAGGCCUUUUGCAACAACAGCCCCUUUUGGGUUACCUACCUGCUGCAGCGCCAGCUCGGUGCCGCCAUCGACCUCGCCCAGAUCUGGCCCCUUAUUCAGGCCUUCUUCCUCAAGAAGUUCUCGAGCCCCACACCGCGCGAGCUCAUCGAGCUGACGGCCCCGCCGCCUUUUGAGUACGCCAGUUACUACAACUACUUUCUCUUCUAUUCGACGGUGACGCUGUGCUUCAUGGGUAUCCAGCCGCUGACCCUCGUCGCGACGGCCAUGUACUUUUGCAUCGACUCGUACCUGAAGAAGUACCUCAUCCUGUACCGAUUCGUCACCAAGACGGAGUCUGGCGGCCUCUUCUGGCGCGUCCUCUUCAACCGACUCAUCUUUGCCACCAUCCUCUCGAAUCUGGUGGUCCUGCUGACGUGCUGGGUGCGCGGCGAUGGCCUCAAGCUGCAGUUUUACUGCAGCACGCCGCUUCCCUUCAUCAUGGUGGCCUUCAAGAUUUACUGCCGACGCGCGUUUGACGACAAGAUGCGAUACUACAGCACGCGCGGGUCCCCGAGGAACCAGGAGGCUGGUCUGCCGCAGAAGGAGGCUCGCCUGAGGAGCGAGAAGCUGGCGAGCCGCUUCGGCCACCCGGCGCUGUACAAGCCGCUCAUCACGCCCAUGGUGCACUCCAAGGCGCAGAACCUGCUGCCUUCGGUGUACCGCGGGCGCCUGACGGACGGCAGAGAGGGUGGUGCCAGCGAUCUCAUGAGCGUCAGCGGCUACUCGGACAUGUAUGCGCUCGACGCGAUGCAGGGCGGCAAGCCCGGCAAGAGUGUCACAGCCGGCAACCUCCCGGGCUUUGAGUACGUGUCGGAGAACCACAUGGACUUUGAGUACUACAAGAAUCGGGCCGAGUUCACGGACCAGCACGGCGGCGGUGAGAUUUACGGACGAUCCAACGACAUGGGACGACCCGGCACGCCAGGUUCCAUAGACGAAUUCAGCGACCCCGCGAUGUCGAGGCCCGGCUCGCCCAUGUCGGGCAAGUCGACGCCCUUUGUGCCUGGGCAGGUCCCCAGGCGGGUCAUGACCAACACGACGACCAUGACAGAUACGAGCUACCAGGGCGCGAGCUCGCGCGGCCGCAGCCCACUCUACUCGCAGGACAACGGCAGCUCGUCGGGCCUGGGCCUCGUCCGCAACGCCGCGGCCGUGCCCAUGAGCCCGCCCCCCGGGUACGCGCGGGAUGUGAGCUCGGACCGCGGGCGGAUGACGCCCGGCCGGAUCCCCUCGGCAGCCAGCACGCCGGGCCCGUCCAUCGGCGCCCUCGGCGGCGGCCCCCGAGGGUAUAGCGGGCUGGCGCAAACAGAGGACACGGACGCCCAGGAGGCUGAUCCGUCCCAGUACAACUAUUUUAGAGGAGGGAGCCGACCGGCGCGCGCACCCGGCAGCGGGUGGUAG